Messenger RNA from Leopardus geoffroyi (Geoffroy's cat), 4235 nucleotides. RefSeq names its product sperm associated antigen 1 (gene SPAG1). Gene Ontology annotation, cellular component: cytosol. Gene Ontology annotation, molecular function: protein binding. Bases 570 to 3383 code for a protein of 937 amino acids. Lineage: Eukaryota; Metazoa; Chordata; Mammalia; Carnivora; Felidae. The record is from RefSeq and is a predicted model, not a curated record. Gene Ontology annotation, biological process: axonemal dynein complex assembly. The transcript is spliced from 19 exons.
CCACAAAUGAUAUCUAUUGCUUUAUUCAUUUGGAUUGUAUUGUGCCUUAUUUGCUUUUGUAUCCCGGUGCCCAGUACAAUGUCUGACUCAUAACCAGCGCUCAGAAAAUGUUGAACACCUGCAAAGGAAGCAGAAUCUUUCAUUUACUCUUUUGUCUAAAGGGGAAGGGCUAAAUCUGGAUUGCCUUGUAGAUAACCUGAACACUUAAUUAUAUUUCUAAAAUUGAAAUGGAAUGGUUACCAAUUUACAGUUCUUGGUAGUUUUAACUAUCCAGAACUGUAACGGCGUUUUAACGCCAUCAAAAACGAAUGCAAAACAGAAAGGGAACCCUCUCACUUGGACUCUUAACUUCUCCCUAAUGAUCUGUGCCUGCAAAGCUGGGCGCGGAGGCCAAUCAGUGCGGCAGAUCGAGGGCCAGCCAAUCAUUCAAAGAGGCCCUAGUCCCGCCCCCGGCGCUCAGCCUCUGGCCUUUGGGUGCCCAGGCGGGGCGACACUCCCCCCAUCUCGGCACCUGCGGUGAAUUGUGUAGCGGUCUCGUCCUUCCACAACGCUGUGUCUGAGAGCCAGCCAUGACUACCAAAGAUUAUCCAUCAUUGUGGGGUUUUGGAACAACAAAAACAUUUAAAAUUCCCGUUGAACAUUUGGAUUUCAAGUAUAUUGAAAAAUGUUCAGAUGUUAAACACUUGGAAAAAAUUCUUUGUGUGCUCAGGUCUGGUGAGGAAGGAUAUUAUCCUGAACUUACGGAAUUUUGUGAAAAGCGCCUUAAAGGCUUGGCUCCUGAAAGUAGAGCUUUGAGGAAAGAUAAGCCUGCAGCAACAGCAUCCAGCUUUACAGCAGAAGAAUGGGAAAAAAUUGACGGUGAUAUAAAGAGUUGGGUAUCAGAAAUUAAAAAUGAAGAAAAUAAAAUAUACUUUCAUGAAACUGAGACAUUUCCAGUGGUGGAAGAUAAUUUGCCUCCAGUUCGUGGUUCAAACAGCCGUCUUCAUGUUAGUAAGGAAAAAUAUUCUAAUAGUAGACCAACUAAAAAGAAAAUCCCAAGGGAUUAUGCAGAAUGGGAUAAAUUUGACGUGGAAAAAGAAUGUUCAAAAAUUGACGAAGAUUACAAAGAAAAAGCCGUAAUAAACAACAAGUCACAUUUGUCUAAAAUUGAGACAAGAAUAGACACAGCAGGUCUAACUGAGAAAGAAAAGACUUCCCUUGCUACUCGUGAAAAGGAAAAAGGAAAUGAAGCUUUCAACUCAGGAGAUUAUGAGGAGGCUGUGAUGUAUUAUACUAGGAGUAUAUCAGUGCUUCCCAAUGUCGUGGCCUAUAACAAUCGCGCUCAAGCAGAACUCAAGCUACAGAACUGGAACAGUGCUUUUCAGGAUUGUGAAAAGGUGUUGGAGUUAGAACCUGGAAACUUAAAGGCUCUUCUGCGCCGUGCCACUACAUAUAAACAUCAAAACAAGCUCCAGGAAGCUAUAGAAGAUUUGAAUAAAGUACUGAAUGUUGAACCUGAUAAUGAGUUGGCCAAAAAGACCUUGUUGGAGGUUGAAAGAGAUCUGAAAAAUUCUAAACCUGCACCUAAGACUGAAACCAAAGGGAAGAGAAUGGUAAUCCAGGAAGUAGAAAACUCAGAGGAUGAAGGUGGAAAGGACAGCAGAAGAAAACAUGAAGACAACAGCGGAGAUAAGAAGGGCGCGGAGCCGGCGGGAGCCAGGAGCGCCGCGGAGCUGUGCGCCAUGGGCAACAUCCAGAAGAAGCUGACCGGCAAGAGCGAGGGUGGCAAGCGGUCGGAGAGGGGCGCGCCGCGGCGGGGUCGGUCGCCAGGGGCCGGCUCGGACAAGCGGGGCCGACCGCGUGCUUCGGCGGCGGCGGAGGGCGGCGCCAGCCGGCACCCUGGCGGCGGGCGGGGCGCGGGAGACCCCACCGCCGCGCCCCCGUCCCCCGCCGCCCCUCUCGGCCCCGCCGGCCUGAAGAGCCAGGGCAACGAGCUGUUCAGAAGCGGGCAGUUCCCCGAGGCGACCCUCAAGUACUCGGCGGCGAUCGCGCAGCUGGAGCAUGCAGGAAGUGGAAGCGCAGAUGAUCUAAGUAUCUUAUAUUCAAAUAGAGCAGCGUGUUACCUAAAAGAAGGAAACUGCAGCGGCUGCAUUCAAGAUUGUACCAGGGCUCUGGAACUUCAUCCAUUCUCCAUCAAACCUCUUCUUCGACGAGCAAUGGCCUAUGAAACUUUAGAGCAGUAUCAGAAAGCUUAUGUGGAUUAUAAAACGGUGUUGCAAAUGGACUGCACAAUCCAGCUAGCGAAUGACAGUAUUAACAGGAUAACAAGAAUUUUAAUGAAUCUGGAUGGACCAAGCUGGCGGGAGAAGCUGUCACCCAUUCCUGCUGUGCCCACUUCCAUGCAUUUACGAGCUUCGCAGCCUGCCACAGAGACACCCCCAGACCAAGUGGGAGACUCCUGUAGCCAUUCCCAGCCUGGCAUCACAGAUGAAAAAAUGUUUAAAACCCUUAAAGAAGAAGGAAAUCAAUGUGUAAAGGACAAAAACUAUAAAGAUGCCCUUAGUAAAUACAUUGAAUGCUUAAAGAUUAACAACAAGGAAUGUGCCAUUUAUACAAACAGAGCUCUGUGUUACUUGAAGCUGUGCCAAUUUGAAGAGGCAAAGCAGGAUUGUGAUCGGGCACUUGAGAUAGAUAACAGGAAUGUAAAAGCGUGCUACAGACGAGCUCUGGCUCAUAAAGGACUCAAGGAUUAUCAGAAAAGUUUAAACGAUCUCAAUAAAGUUCUUCUGCUGGAUUCAAGUAUUAUUGAGGCAAAGAUGGAACUGGAAGAGGUAACCAGACUCCUUAAGGAUAAUGCAUCAUUCAACAAAGAAAAAGAGAGAAGGAAAAUUGAAAUUCAAGAGGUGAACGAAGGCCAUGAAGAAGAGCCUGAAAGGACCUCUGAGGUGUCCAAUGACUGCUUUGCCACCAGGAAGGAGGACACAACCAGUGGGCCACCAGCAUACUGUGAAACACUCCCGAUCGCCAGGCCUACCAAUGCCUAUGAAUUUGGUCAGGUUAUAAAUGCCAUCAGCACGAGGAACGAUAAAGAGGCCUGUGCACACCUUUUAGCCGUCACUGAACCGAAAGAUUUGCCAGUGUUGUUGAGUAACAAACUUGAAGGGGAUACAUUCCUCCUCCUCAUUCAGUCUCUGAAAAAUAAUCUUAUUGGGAAAGAUGCUUCUUUGGUGUAUCAGCAUCUUUUCUAUCUAAGUAAAGCAGAAAGGUUCAAGAUGAUGUUGACACUAAUUAGCAAGGGCCAAAAGGAGCAAAUUGAACAGCUCUUUGAUGACCUCUCAGACACACCAAACAAACAUUAUACUUUAGAAGAUGUACAGGCCCUAAGAAGGAAGUAUGAGCUUUAAAUGAAGGCUAUUGUUAGGUUUCUUCCAUGCAUGUAUGAGGUCCAGUAGUGCUAAUGGGAUGGUAUUUUAAUAGCAUUGCAUGGAUAAAACCUGGUUUCGAAAAGAUCCUUUGGUUUGGACUGUAAAAUAUUUUAUGUAUUUUUAUAUAGAGAACAUGUAUAUUCUACGAUAUGCUUUUAUUAGUUGUAAAUAUUUUCCUACGUACCAGAGCUAACAUCUUUAUAUUUAAUAAUAAGUAUAUUUGGAACUUGUUCAAGUACAUUUUAAUUUAUAUUCUAAAUUUUCUUUUAAUAACUCGUUAAAAAUUUGAGUUCCAUUCCUUUGGGCCAUAAAGGAUUCCUCUUAAGUUUGAUAGAAGUGUAUUUCUUUAAAAGUGAAAAUCAUUAACAGUGAUUAUUAUGUCACCUUUAUUUCCUGCUAUGAUAUAUAUAUAAAUACUAUUUUAUACUACUUCUGGAUUACAAUCCACUAAGGUGAAAUGUAACACUUAAAUCUUACAAUAUGAAAUGAUUAUUAAAUAAAUUAUUAACUUAGAGCUAUAAGAGAACUUCUUUUUUCACGUGGAAACAUUGCCUAAUAAUUAAAGAACAAAAAUUGGCAAAAAUUUCUACUACUUACUACUUUUUACUAGAUUUUAAAAUGCGGUUUCCCGAACAACUGUAUAAAAGCAGACUAAGCCUGCAUUGUCCCCUCCACAUUUUCCCCAACGUUUAGAUGUUGUCUUCACCCUUUUUUCCCGCCCCCCACCCCCCAAUUUAUUCCCUCAACGGAAAAGUGAAGUCUUAUUAAAAUCUCCUUUGUUAACUGGGUCAAAGUAAAGGUAUUUCUUACAAUAAAACAUUCAGGUCUCUA